Messenger RNA from Aspergillus puulaauensis, 1914 nucleotides. Its product is annotated as RING finger protein. The transcript has 5 exons. The record is from RefSeq and is a predicted model, not a curated record. The coding region runs from base 1 to 1914 and encodes 637 amino acids. NCBI's taxonomy places the organism in Eukaryota, Fungi, Ascomycota, Eurotiomycetes, Eurotiales, Aspergillaceae.
AUGGUCUCGAUCACUAUUGAAGGGCUUCGAACCGAAGGAAAGGAGGAACCCGAGAACACAACACUCGAUGUGCCCGCAGAGACCGAGUUGGCCAGUCUUCCUUCGCUAGCUCCAGGAUACCUUAUACCUGAUCGUUUCUCUCGGAUAAAACAAAACGGCACCGUGGGCGGCGCGUUCAUGCUCGACUCUGCCUAUUGCCUGAACCAUCCUACUGAGAACAUCGAGAUUUCAACGGACCGUCCGUCCAAUUUCAGUAAGCGAUGUAUCAACGUUGACGAUACCUUCCUCCAUUUCGUCACCCUUGAGAAGGGUGGCCGGGCGUUGACGGCCAAGCUCGAUGGCGAAGGAUUAGGACAGAGCUCGAGUAUAGUGAUUGAUGGCGAGUUGGAAAUUACCUUCCAUCGCACACUGCGCAUGCCUGACGACGUUAAGACCCAUCCUUUACCAGCUUCACACGGCACUUUUCCACUCUACAAUGUCGACGCCUUUGCAUCCAGAUUACCGGAGAAGAUAACGCAGCGUGGUGGUAUUUUCUUUCCCAUGUGGCAGCGAGAGGCUCUCUGGUUCAACUUCCAAAACAAUAGCAGAACUACCCGUUAUGCAAUCCGAGUUAACAUCGGCCACAUCAACGCCGUAAGCGGCCUUAAUAUUUUUGAGGCUUCUGGGAAGCAAGAUUACAUUGUGGUUCCUGGUCAGAAGUGGCUUGACGGAGUUGCUGUUGCUCCUGGUGUUGUACGCCAGUUUGUGGCCAUGCCUCUUGGAUCUGGCUAUACCGUUGAAGGGCAAAUCAGCGGAAAGGAGUCCUUUGGCGGGAUCCAGAUAGAGGUUAUUCCGUCAUAUGAACGCAAUUCUUACACGUUCAAGUACCGAAAUGAGCAGGGUAAACACGUCGGGAUGGCUGAGUAUAGUACACCGCGCCAGCGUGGGCUCAAAAAUGGCGAUAUGGUCAAAAUUACAAACGUCUCUUCGACAUUCCUUGAGCCAGCAAAGAUUUACGAUCUUCUCGAUGAUGGGGAGAGCUUUGAGGGAAUACAAAGGCUCCACCUAAUGGCCGGCUAUCUCAGCCCUACCGGCCUCGGUGGCUCGGCUUCACCAUCACGCAGAAGAGCAGUGAAGUCUAAAAGAAAAUCGGCUUUGUAUUCCUAUCCUCCUUCAUAUAACUCAGCUUCUUAUGACUCAGCUUCUUAUUAUGAUCGGGCACGCUUGCGGAGCGUUCUUGAACGGGGUGAACCGGAUGAACUAAGCAGAGAUUACAGCCCGACAGAGGCUUACAAUCCCCGACGCCCACAAGAAAUGGGAAUCGCAGCAGGCGGAAAGCUUGUGCAGGACAUAGUUAAGGACACAUCACCCAACUACGUCUGGAACAAAGCAAGGGCAAAAUUAGUCGAUAUCCACAUCCUCCAUCCUUCCGCUUUCGAGGCCGUUACACAUGUUCUAGCCCCUAAAACUCCAAUUGCCACAGAAGAAUACUUGGCUGCCGGUAUUCCGUUCUACGCAGUAGAAGAGGACCCAGAUCAGCGACUGGACGGGUCCGAAGUGCUGGCUGGAGUGAAGAGCGUCAGUGCGAUGGACAGCCAUGUCGGGGUGCAGGAUGGGUCCAGCACCGACUUUGACCCGUCAAAGCCGAAACGUUGUGCAAAAUGUGCUGUGCGGUUGUGCGAUUGCAUUGUUCGGCCUUGUAACCACCAGUUCUGCCAUGUGUGUAUCAAAGCAAUCGCAUCGCCCAGGGCAAACACAAGUUCAAACGAGCAGCGCUGUCCGCUUUGCUCGGCGAAUAUCGCUCACGUAGCAGGAUUCUCCGCACCAAUGAAUCUGCCCGGGGAGGAAACAUUCAAAGUGGAUGUGCCUGUUGUCAUGUUGGAGGUCGAUGAUGGAAGAACGGCAUUUCAGUCGGUUAUGGAGAUGAGGCUGUAA